AUGACUGCACAAUUUGGUACGGGUGAUAUGAGGUUAAUCUCUGUGUUGUUUUUGUUUCUUUACCUCGUUGUUCUGUCAUCUGGGGCGACAAGAUUUCCAAUGGCGAAGCCAGGGUGCAGAGAUACCUGUGGGACUGUGACAAUUCCCUACCCUUUUGGAAUUGGUCCUGGUUGUGCUCUCAAUCAAGCUUACACCAUCAAUUGUACCGAUGGAGUUGACAGUUCCAUGGACGGUUCAAGGCCAUAUCUGACCAUUCGACCGCAAGGAGGGUCCUUACAAUUCAGGCAGGUGCUGGAAGUGUCCCUGAGGGGCCAAACUGUAACCAUAAAUACUACAACAUCUGCAGUUUGCUGGGAUCAAGGGCAAGUCGAUCUGCCCUUGCUCGAUCCUGUCCUUAAUGGAACCCCUUUCUUAUACUCUCCAGAACACGACAAGCUGAUGCUUGUUGGCUGUGGUAAUGUUCUCCUCACUUUGGGUUUUGACAGUCCGGAGAUUUUGUCUGGUUGCACCUCAAUGUGUAGUGGCAGAAAGACACCCGGUUGCUAUGGCAUCAAUUGUUGUCAAGCAAGUUUUCCUUACUACAUCAGCCAAUACAGUUUGAACUUAACAGCCUCACAGAACUUAACAUCUCGUACCUGUUCAUAUGCCUUGUUUGUAGACCAAAAGUGGAACUUAGAUGAUUACUUGAACCCUUUAAAAGAUCCAUUCUUUCCUGUUGUCUGGUCCUGGACCCUCCCAAAUUAUUCAGAUAUUGAUGCCAUCUCAGGCUGCAGUCCCAAAAAUAGCUCCCUUCAAUUAGAAUCCGGGAACAUUUCCAGUUACCAGUGUGAAUGCAGAACCUUAGGAGGUGAUACUUGGUUUUAUCAGAUCAACCCAUACUUAGAUGGCGCAUGCCAAGAAGGUGCUACCAUAGGAGCAGGCGUGUUAAUUUUCAUGAUCAUUAUUUCAAUAUCAUACAAUGCACUGAAGAAGAGAUGGAACAAUAGGCGCAAAGAGAAGUUUUUCAAAAGAAUGUUACAACAGCAGUUACCCGCUGAUGAUAUUGAAAACACAAAACUUUUCACUGCAAAGGAAUUGAGCAAGGCUACUGACGGAUUCAACAACGAUCGAAUACUAGGUCGCGGUGGUCAAGGCACGGUAUACAAAGGAAUGUUGACUGAUGGAAGGAUUAUAGCAAUCAAAAAGGCUAAAAAUGUUGAUGACAGCCGCUUUGAAGAAUUCGUCAAUGAGGUGGUCAUUCUGUCACAACUCAAUCACAGGAAUGUGGUAAAGCUCCUAGGUUGUUGUUUGGAGACAGAAGUUCCUUUACUGGUUUAUGAAUUCAUCCCCAAUGGAACCCUUUACAGUCUCAUUCAUAAUCAGAAUGAUGAUGAAUUCCCCUUCACUUGGAACUUGAGACUAAGAAUAGCCUCGGAGAUAGCAGGUGCAUUGGCAUAUCUGCACUCGCAAAUCUCAGUUCCCAUCUUGCAUAGAGAUGUCAAAUCCAGCAAUGUACUUUUGGAUGAAAAGUACAUAGCCAAAGUAGCGGAUUUUGGAACUUCAAAGACCAUUGAAGUUGAUAAAACUCAUUUAACUACAGCAGUGAAAGGGACAUUUGGCUAUUUGGACCCAGAAUACUUCCACACAAGCCAUUAUACAGACAAAGGUGAUGUUUACGGCUUUGGAGUUGUUCUUGUUGAGCUAAUAACAAGACAAAAGCCAAUAUCUUCCACACCAAUAUCUUCCAUGCAAACAGGAGAAGAUAACUUUUGCAUGAGUUUGGUAGAAAGGUUUUUGAAAUCCAUGAAUCAGAAUUCUCUGCAAACGAUUCUUGAUUCUCAACUUGUAGAUGAAAGAUAUGAAAACGAGGUUAUUUUUGUUGCUAAGCUUGCACGACAGUGCCUAAACUCAACGGGGAAAAUGAGGCCAACAAUGAGGGAAAUACUUUUGGAGUUGGAAAGCAUUAAAUUGUCCAAACGUGAUUCAACUAUUGAUACAAAAUUUCAAAGUCCAAGUUGUAUUGAAAAUUUGGCUGAUGGGAUUGUUGGGAAUACUGAUACAUAUUGUACAUGGACAAGUGGAAGUGACACUGUUGAGUCAUCUUCAGAUGCUCACCCUUUUCUGUAG
This is a messenger RNA of Coffea eugenioides, 2106 nucleotides long. RefSeq names its product wall-associated receptor kinase-like 1. The coding region runs from base 1 to 2106 and encodes 701 amino acids. Gene Ontology annotation, cellular component: plasma membrane. The record is from RefSeq and is a predicted model, not a curated record. Lineage: Eukaryota; Viridiplantae; Streptophyta; Magnoliopsida; Gentianales; Rubiaceae. Gene Ontology annotation, biological process: protein phosphorylation; cell surface receptor signaling pathway. The transcript is spliced from 2 exons. Gene Ontology annotation, molecular function: ATP binding; protein serine/threonine kinase activity; polysaccharide binding.